AUGUCUAAUUUUCUUUGCAAAACCCUUUUAUUGGCGAGGUGUACACUCAUAGCUCCACAACCAACUCGCUAUUUGGAUUUUCGUCAAAGAACGGUUUUUUAUAGAUACAGCUCGAGUGGUUCAGAUCAACAUGCAUUUGCAGUCUCUUACUUGAUAAACUCUUUUGGGUUCUCUCCGCAAUCUGCUUUAUCAGCUUCCAGGUAUGUUUAUUUCGAAAACUCCGAAAAACCAGACUCACUCGUUAAGGUUCUUAAGGACUACGGUUUUACUCAGACCCAAAUCUCGGACCUUGUUAAAAGAUGCCCUUCAGUGCUUUCAAUGGAUACUGAGAAAAAUUUACUUCCCAAGUUAUUAUUUUUUGAAGCCAAAGGCCUUUCGAAGAUUGAGAUUACAAAAAUGGUGACUGGGUUUCCAUAUAUUUUGAGGAGGAGUUUAAGCAAUACGAUUAUCCCUUCAUAUGAUUUCUUUAAGAAUUUGUUUCAAUCUGAUGAGAAAGUGUUUAUCGCUAUUAAACGCUUUUUGGGUAUUCUGACAUUGGAUAUUAAACAGUAUUUGGCACCCAAUUUUGAUAUUUUGCUACAUAACGGAGUGCCCAAAUCUAAUGUUGUAACAUUGAUUCAGAAUCAGCCUAGAGCUCUUUUGAAAAAUCCUGAUAAGUUUAGAAAGCUUGUAAAGGAAGUGAAGGAAAUGGGAUUUGAUCCUCAAAGGUCGAAUUUUCUUGUUGCGGUAUUUGCAAUCGGGACAAUGACCAAAUCAACAUGGGAAAGGAAAGCUGAUAUUUAUAAGAGGUGGGGUUGGUCUGAGGAAGAGGUUUUUCAAGCUUUUAGAAGAAAUCCUGGAUGUAUGAUGUGUUCUGAGAACAAGAUUAUGGAGAUUAUGAAUUUUCUAAUCAACGAAAUGAGUUUGGAGCCUUCCAUUGUUGCCAAAUGUCCAACUGUUAUUACAUUCAGCUUGAAGAAGAGAAUUGUUCCAAGAGCUUCGGUUAUUCAAGUUUUGUUGUCUGAAGGUUUGCUGAAGAAAAAUUGCAGCCUUUCUUCAUAUUUCAUCGCUUCUGAAGAGUUGUUCUUGAAGAAGUUUGUUUUGCCCUAUGAGAAAGAAUCUUCCAAGCUGCUGAAGUUAUACAAGAAAAAAUUGAGUCUUUCUACCAAAUGA
Molecule: messenger RNA, 1152 nt
Organism: Ziziphus jujuba (common jujube)
Lineage: Eukaryota; Viridiplantae; Streptophyta; Magnoliopsida; Rosales; Rhamnaceae
Product: transcription termination factor MTERF15, mitochondrial
Exons: 1
Coding region: 1-1152 (383 amino acids)
Biological process (GO): chloroplast organization; regulation of DNA-templated transcription
Cellular component (GO): chloroplast
Molecular function (GO): double-stranded DNA binding
Source: RefSeq, a predicted model, not a curated record